AUGGGUAAAAAUUUUAGGUCUUUGAUUUUAAGGGAGAGGUCAAAGGAGCUUUCUGAUGUAUCAAGCAAACUUGCUGAUGCAGUUGGUUUUUUUGCCAGGGAGUCGCUUUACAUAAAUGAGUAUGAAGCUGAGUUAAAAAUGUUGUUGCAGGAAAAAUCAUUUCAUUUGGAGCAACUUAGGCUCGUUGAGAAGGACAUUGCUGCUAUUGAGCAAACGAUUUUUGAGGCCAAAAUUGACAAAUUGAAAACCCUCAAGUUGGCUCAUAAGCUCUCCAAUGACUAUAGCGAGCUGCUAGCGGAGGUGAACAGCAUUCGGACAAAUUUGGGACUCCUAAGUCUGACGGACAAACGCUGUCCAGAGGCAGUGGCCCUAACUCAACCUCCAUCUACUACCCCAUUGCAGAUCUCCGCCUCUGAUGCCCCAGACGGUCCGCCCGUCUCAGGGUGCCUAGAGUCUUUACCGGUCUCCUCCGCUCUGAAUCAGGAGCAUAUCUCAGUUUGGCUCUCCUCACUUCGCCAUGGCGAUCUCAGCUGGGCGAAGCAGUUCGCUACUGGGAUCGGGGAUCUAAGCGACGUAUCCUCAAUGGAGUGUCAAACGCGUACAUCCACACAGUCGCUACGCCUGAGCGAUGUGAUGCUGGGCAGCGGGAUGAACACGGUACCCCAAUCCAGCGCCUACUCGGGCCUGCCUGCACCACCGCCGCCACCCAUACCACCGUCUCAGCCGCAGCAGCAACAGCAGCAGCAACCGCCAAUGAAGACGUGCCAGGCAUGCAAACAGCUCAUUCAUCGUAAUGCACCCAUUUGCCCCCUAUGCAAGACCAAGAGCCGCUCGCAACACCCCAAGCGGCCCAAGACACGAGGCGCCCUUGCCCAGCCGGUCACCACCGUGAUUACAUCUGCCCCCCCCGUCACCCCCACAGGGGUUCAAGGCUCCACCCCCCCUUCAACUUCCGCUAUUGAGCAUGCCUAG
Echinococcus granulosus is the source of this 972-nucleotide messenger RNA. RefSeq names its product Zinc finger C4H2 domain-containing protein. The record is from RefSeq and is a predicted model, not a curated record. Bases 1 to 972 code for a protein of 323 amino acids. Gene Ontology annotation, biological process: positive regulation of neuron differentiation. The transcript has 3 exons. Gene Ontology annotation, cellular component: nucleus. Lineage: Eukaryota; Metazoa; Platyhelminthes; Cestoda; Cyclophyllidea; Taeniidae.